ACUGACACAGGAGAAUGACUACAUUUGCGAAGGUUUACUGUUAUAUCGAAGUGAAAUAGCCUACAAAAUGCGUCAUGCCCGAUAUAGUCCACAUAGAGAAUGGAGGGAGAGAAGUUAAACUCGGAUGUAUGCCGUUUUAGCCUACAGUCUGGUAUAGUCAGUUUUGAAACUUUUGGCACCUCUUGUACAAUUACAUGAAUUUCAAGCCAAACCUACUCAGUAGCGAAAUGCCACAAACUCAUCAUUCAAUGAGUGUUGUAGGCUACUCUCUAAACUCUCAAGAACUGGCAGCGUUCCACUGAUCCGGAUAACAGCCCCUAUAAGCACAUUAUUCAGAUCAGGGAGGUAAUGACGUUAAUUGUAGCAACACGGGGCAAAGUAACAUGAAUGAAAACACACAUACACACGCACACACACCUUCUUUUCGGGUAUUCAUUCUCUCGCACUCUGCAUACACUAGUUAUGAGGCAACGCAGGCGCAGUAGUUGUCCAUCACAGCAGCUUCACUGCUGUGUGUCGCUGCCUGGAAAGGAGGAUUUAAACUUCCGGCACUGUCAUGGCGGCGUGGUGGUGUUUCUGAUUGAGAAACGAGAGAACAACAAACCACCCCCACCUCUUGGUGCUUUUAUCAGUAAUCAAGGAUUUAUCAUUCGCAAUUGAGAAGAAAUACAUAAUUCGCUGGGGGAUAACAAGAAGCCUGUCGCGGCAGCGUCUUGGCCCGCUAUGGCGGCGCAUAAACCCGUAGAAUGGGUUCAGGCCGUAAUUAAUAGAUUUGACGAUCAGCUUCCGGUCAAAGUGGGCCAACAGAACACUCACUCCAAAGUCAGCACUGAGCACAAUAAGGAAUGCCUCAUCAACGUCUCCAAGUACAAGUUCUCACUGGUCAUCAGCGGCCUGACCAACAUACUGAAUGUCAACAACAUGCGAAUAUUCGGGGAGGCGGCGGAGAAGAACCUCUAUCUCUCUCAGCUUAUCAUCCUGGACACUCUGGAGAAGUGCCUCGCAGGGCAACCGAAGGACAGCAUGCGUCUGGACGAGACGAUGCUGGUGAAGCAGCUCCUGCCGGAGAUCUGCCACUUCAUCCACACGUACCGUGAGGGCCACCAGUACGCCGCGCAGCUCCGAGCCUCCGCCUCCGGGGUGCUCUUCUCCCUCAGCUGCAACAACUUCAACGCCGUCUUCAGCCGCAUCUCCACACGGUUACAGGAGCUCACCGUUUGCUCUGAAGACACGGUGGACGUCCACGACAUUGAGCUCAUCCAGUACAUCAACGUGGACUGUGCCAAACUCAAGAGACUGCUGCAAGGGACCGUGUUCAAGUUCAAAACCCUCAAGAAGCCGGCCCAGUGACGUGUCAUUAACCAGUCUGGAAAAGGUGCUUUUUGGAAUUGGGUGGAGAACUAUCCAGAUGAGUUUACUAUGCUGUACCAGAGACCACAGGCUGACAUGGCAGAGUGUGCUGAGAAGCUGUUUGACCUGGUGGACAGCUUUGCCGAGAGUGCCAAGAGGAAGGCGGCCGUGUGGCCACUCCAGAUCAUCCUCCUCAUCCUCUGUCCUGACAUCACACAGGAACUCUGCAGGGAGACGGUGGACGACAGCAAAGUCAACAAGAAGAACUUCCUGGAUAACCUGCGUAAGGCGUUGGCUGGCCAUGGCGGCAGUAAGCAGCUGACGGAGAGCUCCGCCAUCGCCUGUGUGAAGCUCUGUAAGGCCUCCACCUACAUCAACUGGGAGGACCAUUCCAACAUCUUCCUCCUGGUGCAGUCCAUCGUGGUGGACCUCAAGGCAUUGCUGUUUAACCCGACCAAGCCCUUCUCCCGGGGGGCAGGCAGCCAGAAUGCCGACGUGGAUCUGAUGAUUGACUGCUUUGUGUCCUGCUUCCGCAUCAACCCUCACAACAACCAGACCUUUAAGGUGUGCCUGGCCUCCUCCUCCCCCCCCACUUUCCACUUCGUCCUGGUCCACUCUCUGCACAGAAUCAUCACCAACUCUCCACUGGACUGGUGGCCCAAGAUCGAUGCAGUGUACUGUUACUCGGGCGAGCUGCGCACCAUGUUCGCCGAGACGCUGGGCCGAGUCGUUCAGUCAUGCACUACACACGCCCCGCUAAAGAUGACCUCGAGCCUGACCUUCAAGGAGAAGAUGACCAGUCUGAAGCUAAGGGAGAAGACCGCCGACACGGAUAGCAAGAGCCACAACCUGCUGCUGGCGCUGGUCAAGCUGAUCCACGCCGACCCCAAACUCAUGCUGCAUAACCCCGGUAAGCAGGGCUCAGACAUCCAGAGCAGCACGGCUGAGCUGAUCACCGGUCUGGUGCAUCUGGUGCCUCAGACCAACAUGGGAGACAUCUCUCCAGAGGCCAUGGAGGCUCUGUUGGUUCUCCAUCAACCAGAGACCAUUGAGAUGUGGAACCCAGAGGCUCCCAUAGAAACGUUCUGGGACAUCAGUUCCCAGGUUUUGUUUUUCAUCUGCAAAAAGCUGAUCGGCCAUCAGAUGAUGAACAGCACUGAGAUCCUCAAGUGGCUGCGGGAGAUCCUCAUCUGCAGGAACAAAUUCCUCCUCAGGAAUAAAGACCGGGCGACGGCGGGCAGCGGUAUCCCCAUCUGUCGCCAGGCUCAGACGGUGCUGGAGGUGGGCCUGUACAUGUUCUUGUGGAGCCCGGACAUGGAGGCGGUGCUGGUGGUCAUGUCCUGCUUCCGCCACCUGUCCGAGGAGGCCCACAUCCGCUGCGGCGUGGACGAGGUGCCCAUCCAGACCAUCCUGCCCAACUACAACACCUUCAUAGAGUUUGCCUCCGUCAGCACCAUGAUGGCCACAGGCCGUUCAGCAUUACAGAAGAGAGUGAUGGCCUUGCUGAGGAGGAUAGACCAACCAACAUCUGGAAACAUUGAGGCCUGGGAAGACACCCACAGGAAGUGGGACCAUGCCACCAAACUACUCCUGAACCAUCCCAAGUCUAAGCUAGAGGAUGGCCAGACCCCUUUCUUCCAGGAGUGGAUAAACAUGACGGGCUUCCUGUGUGCCCUGGGCGGGGUGUGCCUGCAGCAGAGGACCACCUCCCUCCUGGGCACCUACAGUCCCCCCAUGGGGCCGCUCUCGGAGCGCAAGGGUUCCAUGGUGUCCAUGGGCUCGUGCGACGGCGUCGCCGAGACUUCCCUCAGCAAGUUCCUGGACCGGCUGCUGUCGCUGAUGGUGUGCAACCACGAGAAGGGCCUGCAGAUCCGCACCAACGUCAAGGACCUGCUGGGCCUGGAGCUCAGCCCCGCUCUCUACCCCAUGCUCUUCAACAAGCUCAAGAACAGCAUCAGCCGCUUCUUCGACACGCAGGGCCGCGUUCCCAUCAAUGACACAAACACUCAGUUUGUGGAGCAGACCAUCGCCAUCAUGAAGAACCUGCUGGAUAACCACACAGAGGGCAGCUCCGAGCACCUGGGGCAGGCCAGCAUCGAGACCAUGAUGCUCAACCUGGUUCGGUAUGUGCGUAUCCUGGGCAACAUGGUCCAUGCCAUCCAGAUCAAGACCAAGCUGUGCCAACUGGUGGAGGUGAUGAUGGAGAGGAGGGACGACCUGUCCUUCUGCCAAGAGAUGAAGUUCAGGAACAAGAUGGUGGAGUAUCUCACUGACUGGGUGAUGGGCACCUCAAAUCAGGCUGCUGACGAUGACAUCAAAUGUCUGACGAGGGACCUGGACCAGGCCAGCAUGGAGGCGGUGGUGUCGCUGCUAUCGGGUCUCCCCCUUCAGCCCGAGGAGGGAGACGGUGUUGAGCUCAUGGAGGCCAAGUCUCAGUUGUUUCUCAAGUACUUCACCCUGUUCAUGAACCUGCUGAACGACUGCAGCGAGGUGGAGGACGACGGGCAGCAGGUGGUCGGCAGGAAGAGGGGCAUGUCUCGCCGCCUGGCGUCCCUCCGCCACUGUACCAUCCUCGCCAUGUCUAACCUGCUCAACGCCAACGUGGACAGCGGACUCAUGCACUCCAUAGGCCUGGGCUACCACAAAGACCUCCAGACCCGAGCCACCUUCAUGGAGGUGCUGACCAAGAUCCUCCAGCAGGGCACGGAGUUCGACACGCUGGCGGAGACGGUGCUGGCCGACCGCUUCGAGAGGCUGGUGGAGCUGGUCACCAUGAUGGGGGACCAGGGGGAGCUGCCCAUCGCCAUGGCGCUGGCCAAUGUGGUGCCAUGCUCCCAGUGGGAUGAGCUGGCCCGGGUUCUGGUGACGCUGUUUGACUCGCGGCACCUCCUGUACCAGCUGCUGUGGAACAUGUUCUCCAAGGAGGUGGAGCUGGCCGACUCCAUGCAGACGCUCUUCAGGGGCAACAGCCUGGCCAGUAAAAUCAUGACCUUCUGCUUCAAGGUGUAUGGUGCCACUUACCUGCAGAAGCUUCUGGAACCUCUGCUCAGAUCUGUCAUCACGGCCCCUGAGUGGCAGAUGAUCAGUUUCGAGGUGGAUCCUACCAGGCUGGAGGCGGGGGAGAUCCUGGACGAGAACCAGAGGAACCUGCGGCAGAUGACCCAGCGCUUCUUCCAGGCCAUUGUCAGUUCCUCCACAGAGUUCCCCCCACAGCUCAGGAGCGUGUGCCACUGCCUCUUCCAGGCCACUUGCCACUCUCUCCUGAGCAAAGCCCCCGUAAAAGACAAAAAGGAGAGCGAUAAAGCAGUGGUAAGUCAGCGGUUCCCUCAGAACAGCAUCGGUGCGGUGGGCAGUGCCAUGUUCCUGCGCUUCAUCAACCCUGCCAUCGUGUCGCCCUAUGAGGCGGGCAUCCUGGACAAGAAGCCUCCGCCCAGGAUAGAGAGGGGCCUCAAGCUCAUGUCAAAGAUUCUGCAGAGUAUUGCCAACCACGUGCUGUUCACCAAGGAGGAGCACAUGAGGCCGUUUAAUGACUUUGUGAAAAGCAACUUUGAUGCGGCCAGAAAGUUUUUCUUAGACAUCGCCUCUGACUGCCCGGCCAGUGACUCUGUGAACCACAGCCUGUCCUUCAUCAGCGACGGCAACGUUUUGGCUCUGCACCGCCUCCUGUGGAACAACCAGGAGAAGAUCGGCCAGUACCUCUCCAGCAACAGGGACCACAAGGCUGUGGGAAGAAGGCCGUUUGAUAAAAUGGCGACCCUGUUGGCGUACCUGGGGCCCCCCGAGCACAAACCGGUGGCAGAAACACACUGGUCCAGCCUGAACCUCACCAGCUCCAAGUUUGAGGAGUUCAUGACCAGGCAUCAGGUCCAUGAGAAAGAGGAGUUCAAAGCACUCAAAACCCUCAACAUAUUCUACCAGGCUGGCACCUCGAAGAAUGGAAACCCUGUCUUCUAUUACAUAACGCGAAGGUUUAAGACGGGCCAGAUCAACGGCGACCUGCUCAUCUACCACGUGCUGCUCACGCUAAAGCCGUACUACGCCAAGCCCUAUGAGAUCGUGGUGGACCUAACCCACGCGGGGCCCAGCAACCGCUUCAAGACCGACUUCCUGUCCAAGUGGUUCGUGGUGUUCCCGGGCUUUGCCUACGAGAACGUGGCGGCCAUCUACAUCUACAACUGCAACACGUGGGUGCGCGAGUACACCAAGUACCACGAGCGGCUGCUGACGGGCCUGAAGGGGAGCAAGAAGCUGCUCUUCAUAGACUCGCCGGCGCGCCUCGCCGAGCACGUGGAGCCCGACCAGCAGAAGCUCCCCGCCGCCACACUCGCCCUUGAGGAGGACCUCAAGGUCUUCCACAACGCCCUUAAGCUCGCCCACAAGGACACCAAAGUCUCCAUCAAGGUGGGUUCCAACGCGGUCCAGGUGACCUCAGCGGAGCGCACGCGUGUGCUAGGCCAGUCGGUCUUCCUGAACGACAUCUACUACGCCUCGGAGAUCGAGGAGAUCUGCCUGGUGGACGAGAACCAGUUCACCCUGACCAUCGCCAACCAGGGCACGCCGCUCACCUUCAUGCACCAGGAGUGCGAGGCCAUCGUCCACUCCAUCAUCCACAUCCGCACGCGCUGGGAGCUCUCCCAGCCCGACUCCAUCCCCCAGCACACCAAGAUCAGGCCCAAAGACGUGCCGGGGACGCUGCUCAACAUCGCCUUGCUCAACCUGGGCAGCUCCGACCCCAGCCUCAGGUCUGCUGCCUACAAUCUGCUGUGUGCCUUAACCUGCACGUUUAACCUGAAGAUCGAGGGUCAGCUGCUGGAAACGUCAGGCCUUUGUAUCCCGGCCAACAACACGCUCUUCAUCGUGUCCAUCAGCAAGACCCUGGCGGCCAACGAGCCCCACCUCACCCUGGAGUUCCUGGAGGAGUGCAUCUCCGGCUUCAGCAAAUCCAGUAUUGAGCUGAAGCACCUGUGUCUAGAGUACAUGACCCCGUGGCUGCUGAACCUGGUGCGCUUCUGCAAACACAACGACGACGCCAAGCGCCAGCGGGUCUCCGCCAUACUGGACAAGCUCAUCACCAUGACGAUUAACGAGAAACAGAUGUACCCCUCCAUCCAGGCCAAGAUAUGGGGCAGCCUGGGGCAGAUAACGGACCUGCUGGAUGUGGUGCUGGACAGUUUCAUUAAGACCAGCGCGACCGGAGGCCUGGGCUCCAUCAAGGCCGAGGUGAUGGCCGACACCGCCGUCGCUCUUGCCUCCGGGAACGUCAAGCUGGUGUCUAGCAAGGUCAUCAUCCGCAUGUGCAAGAUCAUCGACAAGACGUGCCUGUCUCCCACGGCGACGCUGGAGCAGCACCUGAUGUGGGACGACAUCGCCAUCCUGGCGCGCUACAUGCUCAUGCUGUCCUUUAACAACUCGCUGGACGUGGCGGCGCACCUGCCCUACCUGUUCCACGUGGUGACGCUGCUGGUGGCCACCGGGCCGCUCUCGCUCCGCGCCUCCACCCACGGCCUCGUCAUCAACAUCAUCCACUCGCUCUGCACCUGCUCCCAGCUCAACUUCAGCGAGGAGACGAAGCAGGUUCUGCGCCUGAGCCUGACGGAGUUCUCCCUGCCCAAGUUCUACCUGCUCUUCGGGAUCAGCAAGGUGAAGUCCGCAGCGGUCAUCGCCUUCCGCUCCAGCUACCGUGACCGCUCCUUCUCACCAGGCUCCUACGAGCGCGAGACCUUUGCCCUCUCCUCCCUGGAGACUGUCACCGAGGCCCUGUUAGAGAUCAUGGAGGCCUGUAUGAGAGACAUCCCUGGGUGUCGAUGGCUGGACCUGUGGACAGAGCUCGCCCAAAAGUUUGCCUUCCAGUACAACCCGUCCCUGCAGCCUCGGGCCCUGGUGGUGUUUGGCUGCAUCAGCAAGCGAGUGAGCCACGGCCAGAUCAAACAGAUCCUGCGCAUCCUCAGCAAAGCCAGCCCACUGCUCAGCAUCGACAGAGGCCUGGAGAGUUGUCUUAAGGGCCCCGACAGUUACAACAGCCAGACGCUGAUCGAGGCCACAGUCAUCUCCCUGACCAAGCUUCAGCCUCUGCUCAACAAGGACUCCCCCAUGCACAAGGCUUUGUUCUGGGUGGCCGUGGCGGUUCUGCAGCUGGAUGAGGUGAACCUGUACUCGGCCGGCACCGCUCUGCUGGAGCAGAACCUCCACACGCUCGACAGCAUGCGCGUGUUCGACGACAAGAGCCCUGAGGAGGUCUUCAUGGAGAUCCGGAAACCUCUGGAGUGGCAGUGCAAGCAGAUGGACCACUUCGUGGGCCUCAACUUCAACUCUAACUUCAACUUUGCGCUCGUAGGACACCUGUUGAAAGGCUACAGGCACCCCUCUCCAAACACGGUGGCGCGCACCGUCCGUAUCCUGCACACACUGCUCGGGCUGGUGGGGAAACACCGGCAGUGUGACCGGUUCGAGGUGAACACCCAGAGUGUGGCUUACCUGGCAGCUCUCCUCACCGUCUCCGAGGAAGUGCGUAGCCGCUGCCGCCUGAAACACAGGAAGUCACUGCUGCUCCCUGAAAUCACCAUGGAGAACAUUCCCAUGGACACGUACUAUAUGCAUCACAUGACCCCAGCUGCAGGUAAGAGUUAGCAGACCCUUCAUGAAUACUCUCCGUGGGCAUCGCCCAAUGUGUCGGACCGGUACCUGACGGCCUACUACCCCACGGUGGGGCAGAUCAGCCCCCGCACUCGCAAGUCCUUGAGCCUGGACAUGGGCCAGCCCUCGCAGGCCAACACCAAGAAGCUGCUGGGAACCAGGAAGAGUUUCGACCACCUGAUGCCCGACACCAAGGCACCAAAGAGGGCAGAGAUGGAGGCUGGCCUCACGACGCCACCAAAGAUGCGGAGAGUGGCAGAGAACGACUAUGAGAUGGAGCCCCAGCGGAUGUCCCAGCACCACCAGCUCAGGAAGGUGUCCGUGUCCGAGUCCAACGUGCUGCUGGACGAGGAGGUCCUCACCGACCCCAAGAUCCAGGCUCUGCUCCUCACCGUGCUGGCCACACAGGUGAAGAACACGACAGAUGAGUUUGACCAGAGGAUCCUUUAUGAAUUCCUAGCAGAAGCCAGCGUUGUCUUCCCAAAGGUCUUUCCAGUUGUGCACAACUUGCUGGACUCUAAGAUCAACACGCUGUUGUCCAUGUGCCAAGACCCCAACCUCCUGAACCCGGUCCAUGGGAUCGUCCAGAGCGUAGUUUACCACGAGGAGUCGCCCCCUCAGUACCAGCCCUCAUACCUGCAAAGUUUUGGUUUUAAUGGACUCUGGAGGUUUGCGGGGCCUUUCUCUAAGCAAACCCAGAUCCCAGACUACGCUGAGCUAAUCGUGAAGUUCCUGGACGCGCUGAUCGACUCCUACCUGCCCGGCAUCGAGGAGGAAGCGAGCGAAGAGGCGCUGCGGACGCCCACCUCGCCCUACCCGCCCGCCGUGCAGAGCCAGCUCAGCAUCGCCGCCAACCUCAACCUGUCCAACUCCAUGACCUCGCUGGCCACCUCGCAGCAUGCACCAGGCAUCGACAAGGAGAACGUGGAGCUGUCUCCGACCUCAGGCCACGGCAGCGGUAGCCGGGCGCGGCACGGUUCGGCCAGUCAGGUGCAGAAGCAACGCAGCGCCGGCAGCUUCAAGCGUUCCAGCAUCAAGAAGCUGGUGUGACGAGUGCCCGGCCGCCGACGCCCUGCCCGGGCACGUGUGCCCGUCUUAACACCGAUCCUCUACGCCACACCACACCACACCAGUGGUCUAGCUAACCUGACCAGCUGCUGUCUGGUUUCGCCUGUGAUUGGGCUUUUUUUCAGUCUCCAUCUCCUUGGUUAGACGCCACGUCCUUAACGACGCCUGGCGAUCAACAUUUGUUGGGAGAGCUACCAGGAGCAGAUUCUCAUGUUGUUUUUCUAAAAGGGUCCAGUGUUCGGUAUGUUUUGGGAUGACCUGGAAGCGUCUCUUUAAGGGGGUGUGUGUGUGUGUGUGUGUGUGUGUGUGUGUGUGUGUGUGUGUGUGUGUGUGUGUGUGUGUGUGUGUGUGUGUGUGUGUGUGUGUGUGUGUGUGUGUGUGGGUACACACACCCAAGUUAUCUGAAGUAAUCUGACACUAAAUGAGUGCACUGAAACAUUGAAACGGCGCAGUUACCAUGGAGACGGCGGCCAUUGCGUUACCUCUUCUGUUGUUUGCUGUGUUCUGUUUUAGAACGGAAGUAUUCUUCAAUUUGCACAUCAGUGAUUUUUUUUUUUUUUUUUUUUUUUUAAAUUACACUUCUUCUUUUCUUUAAUGGGAACAUUUUCUUUCCUGAGAGUUUAAGACGACGGACAUGGAACUGUGGACAAGAAGGAGGGGCAGGGUGAGACCCGAGACUUACUGAUGGGGAGGAGGGGAGGGCCAGCAGGUACGUGGCCUGGAGGUGUUUCAUCUGACUUUGCCGUGAGGUGUCACCCUCGAUGUGAAGACCCCGUCAUUCCUUCGAAGCACCACCACCACCACCGCCACCACCACCACCGCCCCCCAGAGAACCCAGGUCCACCCACGUGAGAUGAGACCCCAAGGUGGACCAACGGGCCUCUUUAGGCUUUUAGGACGUGACCGCCUGUGUCUGACCGUCUUUCAUAUCACACGAGUUGCGUUGGUGCUGACCACAGGGCCCUUCCUCUCUGGAGGAGGAGGAGGAGGAGGCCGCCGCCGCCCCGACGAUGUCACAGUCUGUGGUCCUGACUAAAACUGACUUCAAAACGACUUUGUGCUGACCCUUCGAGUGAAUCGAUUGAAUGCUUCCAUUCUGUUGAGCGUGCACGUGUUGGUGCAGGGUUGAGUGUGGCGAGGUGUCUGUGGGCCGCCCCCCGAGGCCUGCCGGAGCUCUCGCUGGGAGUGUGGGAACAGAAGACAGACAGACAGACACAUCUCUCACAAUGUCAAGCAGAGGAGCUUAUUUCCAGGACUCCAAAGGCCUCGCUGUCAUUAGGUGAAGUGUGCGAAACAGAACUCACUUGAUGGCAGAUUCUAUCAUUGUAUCACACACACACACACACACACACACACACACACACGCACAUACACGCACACACAGAGGGAGAGAAAGGCACACA
Clupea harengus (Atlantic herring) is the source of this 10454-nucleotide messenger RNA. RefSeq names its product neurofibromin-like. The record is from RefSeq and is a predicted model, not a curated record. Lineage: Eukaryota; Metazoa; Chordata; Actinopteri; Clupeiformes; Clupeidae. Gene Ontology annotation, biological process: regulation of GTPase activity.